AUGCAAGCAGAAAAACUCAACAUGGAUGGUAUUGAUUACCCAGUUAGUCUUAAGACAAUAGAUCAUGUCGAGAAGCAAAACCCAGACAUAUCUAUUAAUGUCUUUGGCUAUGAAACUAGUGUUUACCCCCUCCGAAUAAGCAAACACGUUGAUAGGGUAACAAUAAACCUUUUAUUGAUCUCUGAUGGGGAAAAGCAGCAUUACUGCGUCAUCAAAGACAUGAGCCGUUUGUUGUCCAGCCAAACCGGAAACCACCAACACAAAAAUUAUUACUGUCUCAGAUGUUUGAACCCCUUCUACUCACAGGAAUCGUUGAAUGAGCACAUGGAAUACUGUUAUUCAAACGAGGCCGUCAAGAUAGAGAUGCCAGAAGAGGGCUCGACCAUUUCGUUUGGGCACAUACACAAGUCCAUGAGAGUGCCGUUCACAGUGUAUACUGACUUUGAAUCUUUCAUCAAACCCGUAGAUACGUGUGAACCGUGUCCGGGAAAGAGCUACACGAAGAAAUACCAGAAACACAACAGCACUACAUCAAAUGCUUUGAUGAUGGUGUCUUCUCUAAAGAUCCGGUUACCUUUGUCCCAAAUAUUCGUAGAAAUGUUGGAGAAAGACAUCAAAGAAAUUGGCAAAAUUCCGGCGAAACCAAUGAUUUUUGGGGAAAAUGACCGCAAACAAUUCCAAAAGGCGACAAAGUGCUGGAUCUACCAAGGUGAGUUCAGUAAGGAUGACAAGAAGGUGAGAGAUCACUGUCACUUUACUGGGAAAUACCGAGGUGCAGCUCACAAUAGUUGUAACUUGCAGUACAAGAAGCAGAAGUUCACUCCCGUGGUGUUCCACAAUCUGAGCGGCUAUGACAGUCAUCUGUUCGUCAAGAACCUCGGUAAAACUGAGGGGAACAUCAACUGCAUCCCGAACAACGAGGAAAAGUACAUCAGCUUCACCAAGGAGGUUGUUGUCGGUUCUUAUACUGGCAAGGACGGGAAAGAGAAGGAUGUUAAGCACCAACUCAGAUUCAUCGACAGCUUCAAGUUCAUGGCCGCUAGCCUGGAUAAGCUGUCCGGUAAUCUGGAUCAGGACUGCUUCACCAACACUUCGAAGUACUAUAACGGAAAACAACUAGACUUACUAAUGAGAAAGGGUGUCUACCCAUAUGAAUAUAUGGAUUCACUCAAAAGACUAGAUGAAACAGCCCUUCCACGAAAAGUUGCGUUCUACUCCAGACUCAGUGGAGAAGAGAUUAGUGACGAUGACUGA
This is a messenger RNA of Ylistrum balloti, 1254 nucleotides long. RefSeq lists its product as uncharacterized. The coding region runs from base 1 to 1254 and encodes 417 amino acids. NCBI's taxonomy places the organism in Eukaryota, Metazoa, Mollusca, Bivalvia, Pectinida, Pectinidae. The record is from RefSeq and is a predicted model, not a curated record. The transcript has a single exon. Gene Ontology annotation, molecular function: nucleic acid binding.